Pelobates cultripes (western spadefoot toad) is the source of this 1201-nucleotide messenger RNA. The record is from the annotation of a GenBank genome assembly. Lineage: Eukaryota; Metazoa; Chordata; Amphibia; Anura; Pelobatidae.
AGCAGGAGGCAAUGUAAGCAGUGAUGGAAUGAAGGAUUGUAAUUGUGUCUGGAGACAUGGAUGGACUGUUCCCCUCCCUCUAUCUCCAUUCUGUAUGAUAUUUGUAUUGAUUUUAUCAAUAGGCAGGAUGUGGCUUUCUUUGAUGAUCAGAAGACAGGACUCUUAGUAAACCGGCUAACGUCAGACGUUCAGGAAUUCAAGUCCUCUUUUAAACAGGUCAUUUCCCAGGUGAGUGAAUGCAGAGUACCCACCUUUACUCCACCGUCACAUUUCUCACCCAGAAACACCAUCCCUAGUUUGAUGUUGUGAGGGAAGGACCGUCUGCACGUAACAGGGAAGGUAGAGGUUGGAUAAUUCAUUGCUGUCACUUUUCUUCCUGGUUUUGUAUACAAUCCCAUGUCGAUUAUUUUCCAGUGUUUACAGACCUGUUCUAUGUUGUGCAUCUACAUGUGUUAUGUGCUAUAAUACUCAUUCCAGCUGCCCUGUGCUUUAAUAUUCCAUUUUACCUCCAUGGUAUAGGGUCUCAGAAACUUCACACAGACUGUUGGCUGCUUUGUGUCCCUGUACUAUAUCUCUCCAAAACUGACAGGAACGCUGAUUGUGGUGAUGCCAAUCCUGGUGGGAGUUGGAGCUAUAAUAGGUUCCUUUCUACGUACACUGUCACGCCGUGCCCAGGAGCAGGUGAGAACCAUUCAAAUGAGUAAGAGCCAUUAAUCCUUUAUUUCCUACACUAUUAUCUGUCUGCCGUUAGCUCUCUGUCUCUGCUCUCCGCCUGCCGCCAGCUCUCUGUCUCUGUUCACCGCAUUGGGCGAAUCUGGGAUACAGCCACAUGGCAAUAAAAAAUAUUAAUUAGUUAAAAAAGCACCUGCUGCUCUCUCCACAUUGCUGCUCUAGACCCAGGCCUAGUUUAUAAGAAGUUGCUGGACCUCAUGAAUAAAUCAAGUGAAUUUUCACAUAUAUGAUGGGUAAUUCUAGUGAUUGUGAUUUACGUAAAUCUUAUUCUGCCCGGUUAUAUAAACUAACAAUUCCUACAAUUCGUAUCUCCUUUCACCAUGACUCUCGUCUCCUUUUCUUGUCAUAUUGAUCUCUGGUUAAUGUCUUCCAUGAACAUAGGUUGCAAAAGCCACAGGUAUGGCAGAUGAAGCCCUGGGGAACGUAAGAACUGUGAAAGCUUUCUCCAUGGAAAAAAGAGAGGUGGAGU